This is a messenger RNA of Drosophila subpulchrella, 3417 nucleotides long. RefSeq lists its product as uncharacterized. The record is from RefSeq and is a predicted model, not a curated record. Lineage: Eukaryota; Metazoa; Arthropoda; Insecta; Diptera; Drosophilidae. Bases 399 to 3395 code for a protein of 998 amino acids. Gene Ontology annotation, molecular function: acyltransferase activity, transferring groups other than amino-acyl groups. The transcript is spliced from 11 exons.
UUUUACUUUCAUCGGUUCGGUUGUCGUCGUGGUCUAGCCCCAAAAACCAAAACCAAAAACACAAAACAAUCCCAUACAAUACUUUAAAGACCUGUCCAGAAGAAAAACACACACAUUUCGCCAGCAUUUACCCAUGAGCCAAGUGGCCCAGCAUCUGAGAUUGCGACAAUGACCGCGGAGGAGCACAAGGGAUUAGUCAACUGUGCGCACAACUGCGACCCGCGGGAAAACCACCAGAAUACCUAAGACAAUGCUGGCCAGAGAUUAGCCGAGCAUUGCACCAGAGAUUCCGCAAAACAGGUCCACAAUUAGAGUCCAGAGACUCCCCGCGAGUCCCAGUGUAAAGUGGUCAAGUGGAGAGCAGUGGGGUGAAAGAAGAGCAGGAUCCGCGGGCAAAUAUGCCAUACUCAAGGAUUGCCUUAGUGGCUCUUCUACUGCUCAUCUCCAGUUGCCCCGGCAGGUCCUCGAAUGGGACACAUAAACAGCAGGCAGAGGCCCUCACAGGACAUCGGUAUUCGAGCAACAUCACCAUCCUGCAUGAAGUCGAGGACUCUGAAACCGAAACACCAUUAGUUUUGAACACACACGAGAUACUGCCGCUCAAGCCGCUGAAGAAGAAGGCCUAUCUGCCGCUGGAGAAGAUACUGCCAAGCAUUGAGUAUGUGAAGCCACCGCAUCCGCUCAAGGACUAUGAACUACAUCCGGUUACCUUUGACUUCAACUUGGGCGAUCUGGAGGAUCUGGAGCAUGAGGUGAUCAAAAAGGGUGACCUCAGCAGCCAGGAACAGCAUGUCCUGGCCUCGGACACCAGCUACAGUCCCUCCAAUCCCGACGAGAACGACACCGUGGACGUGGAGCUAUCCACCGAGCCCACAACGGCCACCUUGCCGGGAACAACCACAACCACGACGACUGGAACUCCGGUGACAACCACCACCACCACCACCACCAGCAGCACUCACAUCCUGAAGAUCCUGCGCAGUAAGCCCCAAAUGGCGCCCAAACUGGGUCGUGAUCUGCUCAAGCAGAGUGGCGAUGAUGAGCUGCAGGUGAAGACCCUGGGCAGCACCAUCAAUAGCAUCAAUCGCUAUCUGGUGGCCAAUGCCAAUGGAACGGGCAACGGCAGCAUGGCCGAGAGUCUCUAUGGCCAGGCCAACUACUUCCAGCUGGUGGCCAAUCUCUAUGACCACUUCUAUUGGCAAAUAUCCGAGAUUCGGACAAGCGUUCGCACAGGUUGCGGCCUAGAGAUGCAGGCCUAUCUAACAGCCCUGCAUUCCAGUUAUGAGUGGGCGCAGAAGGCUUAUGACUCCUCUGGUCGCUAUCGUGGCCAGCUGCUCUUUGGCAACGAUAAGUGGCUGGGUCAGCUAUCCUUUUGCUACGAGGUCAAUCGCCAGAGUUCAAGUGAGGAACGAAAACACUUCGACAUGGAGUUCUAUGUGGCGGAUGUGGCACUUCACUUGCCCCGGCUGAAUCGAUCGAUGCUUUUGAGCCUGGGCGAGUGCCUGCCCAAAUCCUGCUCGGCCCACGAUGUCCAGUCCAUCUUGUCCCUGGAUCCAUAUGCUCGAAUGCUCACCGUUCUAGGGGCACACAAUACCUCGGUGCAGCAACCUCCGCUCCAGGUUCUGCACGUCCGCACUGUGCCCGGUCUCUACAGUCACUGGCGACAGCUCAAGUUCCAGGUCUUCAUAAGCUUUAUGCUCACUUUAUUCCUGGUGAUCCUGGUGGCCUCCUAUUACCAGCUAAAGAUCGACGAACGUCGCUUGGUGGUGGCCCCGAUUGCGGCUAUUAGUGGCAAAUGCGAUGGAACCUCGGCGAAGAAUGGUGGCUUCUAUGCCAAGCCCUUCGAGCUCUUUCAAAUGCGUCCCUUGGGCAGCACAAAUCCUUCGACAGAGGGUGCCGAAAUUGAUGUCAAUGGGAAUAGACAAAGAUCGGGGGACUCAACCGAUGUGGCAGAUGGUGUAAACGGGGUAGUUGGUGACCCCAACACCUCCACAGCGAUGGGUUCAAUGGCGGCCAAGUCGGAAAUGACCGAUUAUCAGGUGGAAACCGGAAGCUGUGCCGGAGCCACAGGAACCUAUGAGGCAGAGCAACCCAUUGCCCUGCACCAGCAAAUACUCUUAUGCUUUGCCUUGCAAACCAAUGCCAAGGCCAUUUUAAAUAUUGACAAGACCAAGGAGGUAAGUUUAGAGACUCACACUUCCUGUCUGCAUGGUCUGAGGGUCUUCUCUGUUCUCUGGACCAUGAUGGUACACACCUAUCUGCAGAUGUUCGCCAUUGGCGAAAAUAAAUUCGAAAGGGUCAUCACGGAGCGUUCCUUCUGGUAUCAGGUGAUUGGCAAUGCCACCUUCUCGGUGGACUCGUUCUUCUUCAUCAGCGGCCUGUUGGUCACCCUGCUCUACCUCAAGCAGGAUCGCAAACAUCCUGCCGAGACCUGCCUCUUCAUCAAGCGCAGCUGUUCGGAAACCUUUAUGAUGCUGCUCUAUCGCUAUCUGCGACUCACUCCAGUGUAUCUCUUUGUGGUCAUCUUCAAUGACUUUGCCGUAAGACAAGGUUUGGAAACCUCGGUCUUUCAGCCGGCCAAAAUCGAGCACAACACUUGCCGCGUCUAUUGGUGGCGCAAUAUUCUGUACAUAAACAACUACUUUCCGCAGACGGAGAUGUGUAUGAUGUGGAGUUGGUAUAUGGCCAAUGAAAUGCAGUUCUAUGUGAUGGCUGCAUUGCUCUUGGCCUUGGCCAGAAAGUACUUUAAGGCCGUGGCUGUCACGUUAAUCGUAUUUCUACUUAGCUCAUGGAGCAUCUCUGGUAUUAUCUCCCUGCAGCACCAGUACACCCACAAAGUGGCCCUGCCCUUCGAGUCCUUUGACUUCCUGUAUGACAAACCCUGGCAGCGAGUGGGCUCUUAUAUAGUGGGAAUGUGUGCUGGCUAUGUUUUAUACAAGGUGAAGACUCCGCCGCUAGUCUCCAGGCGAUUAAACCUAUCCCUUUGGGCGGGCAGCCUGUUUGUGCUCCUCAUAGUGGUCUUUGGCGUUUGGGAGGGCCAACUGAGCACCGUCAGCAGUGCGUUCUACGUGGGCGUGGCCCACACCGCCUUCGGAUGCGGAUUGGUCUGGAUCGUAUUGUCCUGCUGCUGGGGCCUGGCGCCCACCGUAAAUGCGAUCCUGUCGUAUCGCGUUAUGUGGCCCCUGUCGCGACUCACGUACUGCGCCUAUCUGAUCCAUCCCAUCAUCAUGUUCAUCUGCUCCUCGCACAUGAGCGGCACCGUCCACCUGAGCAAUCCCCUCAUCCUGACCCUGUUCCUGGGCAACGCCGUCGUCUCGUUCGGCUCAGCCUUUGUCAUAUCCGCCUUCUUCGAGGCGCCCGUCAUCCGAAUACUCAAGAUCUGCUUCAAAAAAUAAUCGAAUCGGCAUAUCCAUUGGG